Molecule: messenger RNA, 1492 nt
Organism: Didymodactylos carnosus
Lineage: Eukaryota; Metazoa; Rotifera; Eurotatoria; Philodinida; Philodinidae
Source: the annotation of a GenBank genome assembly
AUGAAGUCAGGGGAAACCCUGAUGGAAGUUCGUAGCGAUUCUGACGUGCAAAUCGAUCGUCAAAUUUUGAUAAUUGGCGGUAUUGUCGCUCGCAGUACUGUCGCUCGCGAUACUGUCGUUCGCGGUAAUGUUCUGUCCCGUGCUGAGUCAUUAGCUGGUUUUUUGCAGAGCAACUCAUUAUCUAUCUCACUUUAAUCAUGCUCUCUUUUGAUUGAAAAACUAUUUCUACAGUACAUCGUCUAACCAAACAUGUUACAUGUGUAGACUAAAAUAAAUUCAAAAGGCAUAUUUCUCUAACACAGUUGUUUACCGUUGUGUUUAUUACUGUCAAAUUUGAGACGGUGUUUUGCGCGGUUUUAAAAUCCUUUUGUAGAGGUGCCAAGUGGUAACGCGAGAUAGAAUUCAACAAAUUAAAAUGAUUUUGUUUCCUCUUCUUCAAAAACGACGUGAUAAUUUUGUGAUAUUAUACGAAAAGGCUCUAAAAUAAGCAGCAUCUUAGGGGAAUUUCCUUUGGUGUGCAGUGUAGCGCGCGUGCAGCCUUGGGCAUCUAAGAGCAUCACAGACCUGUUAUUGCUCCAUUUCGUGUGGCUUAAACUACCAUUUAUCCUGCUAAGAAGUUGUAAAAAGUCCCUUCGAACUUUUAGUAAGCCGGAGUCUCGUUUGUUAUCGAAAUUAAUCAGACAGAUUGCUCCACGAACUACGAACGACCAUGCACCACCACCCACUUAAUCAAGAAAGAGCUCUCAAUCUGUCAAUCCUAAAAGUGUCCUGGCCAAGUAAGUUUUCCCGUGUUGAGUCAAAUUAGGCCACAGGCUCCACUUCUUGUGUGCCCUUCCGUCAAUUCCUUUAAGNAAAAGACAGUUGGCAACCUUUAUGGUUUGAACUAGGACGGUAUCUAAUCGUCUUCGAACCUCAAACUUUCGUUCUUGAUUAAUGAAAACAUUCUUGGCAAAUGCUUUCGCAGUUGUUCGUCCUGUAGCGAUCCAAGAAUUUCAUCUCUUACACUGCAGUACGUACGCCCCCCUCUGAUCCUAUUAAUCAUUAACUCAAUUCUUAAAACUAACAAAAUAAAAUCGAGUUCUUAUUUUAUUAUUCCAUGCAAUUUUAUUCUGGCGUUAGCCUGCUUUUAGCACUCUAAUUUUCUCAAAGUAAACGUUCUGGCAACUGACGACAUCCGAUAAAGAGCAUUGACAGCAAACCAGCAAAAUGAGGAUCUGUCAACGAAUAUAAUCAUUUAAAUUAACUGGCAACGAAUACCCGAAAUUCAACUAUGAGCUUUUUAACUGCAACAAUUUUAGCUUACGCUAAUGGAGCUGGAAUUACCGCGGCUGCUGGCACCAGACUUGCCCUCCAUUUGUUAAUCAAUAACCUUUUUAUAGUGUUUUCAUUCCAAUUGUCAGCCUAUAAUAGACUAACAUCGUUAUUCUUCGUCACUACCUCCUCGUUUUGAGAGUGGGUAAUUUGCGCGCCUGCUGCUUUCCUUGGAAGUGGU